Molecule: messenger RNA, 3062 nt
Organism: Annulohypoxylon maeteangense
Lineage: Eukaryota; Fungi; Ascomycota; Sordariomycetes; Xylariales; Hypoxylaceae
Exons: 4
Coding region: 746-2770 (674 amino acids)
Source: RefSeq, a predicted model, not a curated record
UUCGAAGAUCGUGACAAUCUCCGUCUUUAUUCAAUGAAUCCAUCGACCUGGAUUUAUUUGGAUUUAUUUCAAUGUACUUACGAUGAUAUUAUCAAACAUGUCGCAGUGGUUCCUUAAUUACGCGGACGUGUCGGUACCUGUCAGCAGUGGUGCUCAUCUAGAUUAGAUGAGUGUAAAGUCUCCUAAUGGUAGAUAACGACCUUUGACAUUGUCGCGGAUUCUCAUACACAAUUCGUAUCGUCAAAACAGUCCGACGGAUACCGAGCCAUAGGUGGGAGCAAGGAGCACAGCCUUCCUUGCCGAUGCUUUCGAGCAUCACAUGUACGGCAUGACCAGUUGAUGGGAUAGGUCUAGGUUUUCAGAGGUCCACGUCAACCAUAGUGUCGGCGUUUUCUUAUUCUCUAAAAUCUCAGAAUCGCAGGCUGAACUGGUCCACGUAUGGGGAAUAUUGGGCCGCAAGGUGACGACGGGUGGUUUGUGACGUAGCAGGUCUCCCGCCAAUAGGCCAAUGGUUCGCCUCGCGAUCCGACACCUACCCCAGUCGUCUCCAGCGUAUCGGAUCGCGACCUUGUCACUAGAUACCAUAAUUAUACAAAGCUUGGCACGACUGCACAAGGCGGUCAGUGCCUAGUGAAAUGAAGAUGGUCUUUUUAAAAUUCUUUCGACCGACUUUUGUUUUCCUCUCCUACUUCUCUUUUCCUCUCUUGUCUUAUGUCGUCGUAUCGGCUAGCAACUUCCCUUGUCCAUGUGGGAGAGGUGCGAUGAGGCUCGGCCUCCGGCCGGGCAGGAUCCCGACGUCGUCGGCCUGGGGACCCUGAUCGCUUGCGCCGGUUCCGCCUCUAUCGCGGUUCUGUGCUUAAUCGUUCAGUACUUGUUUUUCUAUCUUCCUCGGGGCGAGGACGAGCAGCAGCCGCGUGCUUCUAAUCCGAUAGACGUCCUCUUAGUAGGUUGGCUCCGGAAGCCUCUUAGGUAUUUAGGUAUUAGGGCCAAUUCGCCAGCCACGCUCCGGCAACGGGAGCGAAGGUGGCCUGCGGCUCUCGAUCGGUAUGUCUUGGCUCUAGGCGAUGUCCAGCUUGCGAUGGGAUUCGCGAUGCUCGCAUACGGCUACGCAUCGUUGAUCGAGCAAGGCUUGUCAAUGUAUCACUGGUGGCUUAUUGUGGGACUUGUCUGGUUUUCAGUAGUAACGAAUCUAGCAACAACCUCGUAUCUACGCACCUAUUUCGUCAAUAGAGAUCCUGGCGAGCGAUGGUGGAGAAUUAUUCUUCUAAUCUUUCUUGUUGUGGUGCUCAGCUUUUCCAUGGUGCCGAUUUACCAGAUCAAAGAGAGGCUUGCUAAUGAGCACGAUGAGGAUGUACAGCGCAGGAUUAUUCUUACGACGAACGUACUCUGUUACUUCCCAGGACAUGGCGCCAAAUUUGACACCCCGCAUUUUCGAUCCGGUGUCACGCUUGUCGGUAUUGUCGUCGGCGUCGGAUUGGCCCUCUUUGGAGUUUUACGGAUCUAUGAGAGACCUCGUAGCGUCAUUUUCAAGUGGCGCGACCAUUACAGGGGGGAAAUGGAGCGGUCGUUUUUCGGGGAUGGAGACAACAUCAUAACUUGCAUUCGCUGCGAGCAACGACAUUUGCUGCUCGUAGUCCGUCCCGUCCUCGCACUUUGGCUUGUUCUACGACUCUACGCCGACCUUCUAAACUCUGUUUUAACCGAAAUCAUCUGCGCUGCGGCUACAUUUACCUGGGUGGUCGUGCGUUUCAUUGACGUGCUACGGUUGGGCGGCACUUUGGAAAUCGACAGUCACCAUUGGAAUUUUGGGCAGAUUGUCGCCCUUGCUUUCUUCGCGGCGCCACUUGGCUCGUUAGCAAGUUGCUUAUGCGGCAUUAUUGGAAGAGUACGCUUUAGUAAUGACAUUUUCAAGUGUCCCAAGCUACAGAAGCCGAGAUGGUUACAAAAGCUUGGCAAAACGUCUGAGCCGGAACAGAUAUCAGAAAACGAGACGGAUCAUCAUAGCAUCCAACCAGAAUCCGAGCGUACGGAAGAAACUAAUGGAUUAGCCGCGAAGGAUCCUACAGAGACCGUGGAGAAUAACCAUGAGGAACAGGGGCUCGAGGAGAGAACUCAUCUGGAAAGUGGUGUUGAUGACUUAUCAAAGAGCAUAGAUUAUGUGAAUACCUACAAGGUGCUUCUUUCGCCUCGGUUUAUCGUCGCGCUUCCAGUCAUGGGCUUCUCGAAUCUACUGCACCUCGUGCUACUGCUGCUAUUACCGAAAGUGCCCGGUUAUCCGUCACCCCCCGAUGUACUCUGGCGGACCAUUUUCUGGUACCUGGUCUAUCAGCCGUUACUUCUGUUCGCUUUUUUCCUCGCCGGAAUGGUAGUGGAGGAAAGAGUUACAAACGAGGGAAGAAUGCGAGUCGCGUAUUCGAUAAUUGCCGCUGUUACAGCUGUACUAUCUACAGCAGCUAUUCUUGAUACGCUCUAUGGCCUUGGCGGUAUUCCGAUGUCAUAUAUAGGCAUGGGAGCGCUAGGUCUGGUUCUACUCGUCUAUCUCUUAUAUGGGUGCGUGGCUCGGCCUGGCCCCCUAGCGAAAGGCAAGGGCCGGAGGAAUGGGGACAUCGAAGAAGCUCAACCACUCCUCGGCGGUACGCUUGAAGAUGUCAGGAGGAGGUUCAUACCAGAAAUUCGCAUCUUUCCAGUUCGGAGACCAAAGCGGUGGCACGGCCCUUCAAGGAGACCUCAGGCGACAAGAGGAAGGAGAGGCUACGGCACAAUCGAUUAAGACUCGGGCACUAUGAUAACUCGACAAUGAAAAUAACGGCGGAUGGCGGCACGAUUGUAUAAAGUUUAUUGGUUUAUAUCCCCUUCGAGUCUAGGAUUGGAGGCAUUGGGUUUCAUAUGUAGAAUGAAGAAUGAAUCACGAGAGACGUCAAUAGAAGUUACGUACAUAGAUACUCUUAUGAAUAUUCAUGCCUCUGGAGAACGGUCGAUAUAUAUUUAAUGGGAAAGAUGAACGUCGUAACAGCCUAUGAUGCUUAUAUUGAAGACGCCAAAUUCUUGCCGGUCAUUCCAAC